GGAGUGUGCUUUUAACAAAUUAAAGUCUGAUUCAGCGCUCGAAGUCUCAUUCCAGGGAAACAUGAGAGUCAUAGGUGAUCAAAAGUGUAAUCGCUGGUAUUUCAAGUUCAAUGGAAACGAAUGUAGUGGACCAAUGACGAUUGAGGCUGCUGUUUACAACGACUGGUCAUCAGGGAACCCUAAUCUGCUGCAUCAUCGGUCAUUUGAAGGAUACUGUGAAAACAUUCCACAAGGCGCAGUUAAAGUGGAAUUUUGGGUAGGAAAGUGUAGUAGUGGUCACGCCCUUGGUGAUGCAUACACCGGAUGGGAGUCAGUGUCCCGGAUAAUGAUUGAAGAAGUAUCUAGGCCCCAGUCAUAG
Messenger RNA from Porites evermanni, 358 nucleotides. The record is from the annotation of a GenBank genome assembly. NCBI's taxonomy places the organism in Eukaryota, Metazoa, Cnidaria, Anthozoa, Scleractinia, Poritidae.